Molecule: messenger RNA, 3546 nt
Organism: Mugil cephalus (flathead mullet)
Lineage: Eukaryota; Metazoa; Chordata; Actinopteri; Mugiliformes; Mugilidae
Gene: lztr1
Product: leucine-zipper-like transcription regulator 1
Exons: 19
Coding region: 459-2801 (780 amino acids)
Cellular component (GO): Golgi apparatus
Molecular function (GO): protein binding
Source: RefSeq, a predicted model, not a curated record
CAGGAAGUGAAGUGCUCGCGGGGGCGUCCGUGCUCUGUGAUGACAGCAGCACCACUCUUGUUGUGCUAGUUUAGCUUAUGUGGCUAAUGCCUUGCUACGCUCACUUAGUUGUCACACUAGCGAAAGAGUUUAACGCUUUUAAUCGCGCAUGUUAGAGCAAUGUUAGCAACUAUCCUUUAACUUUUUGUAGCUGUUGCUUGUUUCGCAGUGUAGCUUUAGCUCAAACGUAGCUAGUAGGUUUUUUUUUAGCAUUGCUAGCAGGCUAACUGUUAGCCGAAAGAGUCCUGGCUGUAAGUUAACCCGGCGGAUAUUAUACAAAUGUCGCAUUAAAUUAGCGGUGUCGGCGUGGUUAUCUCUCUGGUAGUGGCUGGAUGACUGUCGUGAACGAUGUUGUCAGCUGAGGACGUCCCCACAGAUGAGUGGCCCUGAGACCUGAUUCAUCCGGAUGACUUGGCAAAAUGUCCUGCAAAUCUACUAAAGUGGCACCGAGUGUUGACUUCGACCACAGCUGCUCCGACAGCGUGGAGUAUUUGACUCUCAACUUUGGCCCGUUUGAGACCGUCCAUCGCUGGAGAAGACUCCCUCCGUGUGAUGAGUUUGUUGGUGCCAGGCGCAGCAAGCACACAGUUGUGGCUUACAGGGAUGCUAUUUACGUGUUUGGGGGAGACAAUGGGAAAAACAUGCUGAAUGACUUACUCCGCUUUGAUGUGAAGGACUGCUCAUGGUGUCGAGCUUUCACCACUGGAACGCCGCCUGCUCCCAGAUAUCACCACUCCGCUGUGGUCUACGGCAGCAGCAUGUUUGUUUUUGGGGGCUACACUGGAGACAUCUACUCUAAUUCAAACCUCAAAAACAAAAAUGACCUCUUUGAGUACAAGUUUGCCACGGGACAGUGGACUGAGUGGAAAGUGGAGGGAAGUUUGCCAGUGGCCAGAUCUGCUCACGGGGCAACAGUCUACAAUGACAAACUGUGGAUAUUUGCUGGCUAUGAUGGAAAUGCCAGGCUGAAUGACAUGUGGACCAUCAGCCUGCAGGAUCGAGAACACGCCUGCUGGGAAGAGAUCGAUCAGAGUGGUGAGAUUCCCCCUUCAUGCUGCAACUUCCCCGUGGCCGUAUGCCGGGACAAGAUGUUUGUGUUUUCUGGUCAGAGUGGAGCCAAGAUUACCAAUAACCUCUUUCAGUUUGAGUUCAAAGGCCACAUGUGGACGCGUAUCCCAACCGAACAUUUACUGCGGGGCUCCCCGCCGCCUCCCCAGAGACGCUACGGACACACGAUGGUCGCCUUCGAUCGGCACCUGUAUGUAUUUGGAGGGGCUGCCGACAACACUCUGCCCAAUGAGCUGCACUGUUAUGAUGUGGACUCUCAGACCUGGGAGGUGAUCCAGCCCAGCCUGGAUAGUGAGAUGCCCAGUGGGAGACUCUUCCAUGCUGCCGCUGUGAUUCAAGAUGCCAUGUACAUCUUUGGAGGAACAGUCGACAACAACGUCCGCAGUGGAGAGAUGUACAGAUUCCAGUUCUCAUGCUACCCAAAGUGCACUCUCCACGAGGACUACGGCAAACUGUGGGAGAACCGUCAGUUCUGUGACGUGGAGUUCAUUCUGGGCGAGAGGGAGGAGAGAGUCUGGGGGCAUAUUGCCAUAGUGACUGCAAGAUGUCAGUGGUUGCGGAAGAAAAUCCUGCAGGCUCGGGAUAGGCAGCGACAGAAGACGAAGCAGGAGAGCGGUGAGGAGAGUGAUGAGGGAGCAGCUGGAGGCCCGAGGGAUAUCCCAGCAGGCAAUAGGCCAUCGAGCACACAGCCGCUGCUGGAGGUAUCCAUCAGGGAAGCAGAGGCCCAACCUUUUGAAGUCUUAAUGCAAUUCCUCUACACGGACAAGAUCCAGUACCCUCGCAGAGGUCAUGUCCAGGACGUUCUCCUAAUAAUGGACGUGUACAAACUGGCGCUGAGUUUUAAGCUUUCCCGUCUGGAGCAGCUGUGCGUGCAGUACAUCGAGGCUUCUGUCGACCUGCAGAACGUUCUCAGCGUUUGUGAAAAUGCCAACAAGCUGCAGCUGGACCAGCUCAAGGAACACUGUCUCAAUUUUGUGGUGAAGGAGUCGCACUUUAACCAGGUGAUCAUGACGAAAGAGUUUGAGCGACUUUCCACCCCACUCAUAGUGGAGAUAGUGCGCCGAAAGCAGCAGCCUCCUCCCAGGUUGUACUCGGACCAGCCGGUGGAUAUUGGGACCUCCCUGGUGCAGGACAUGAAGGCGUACCUGGAGGGAGGCGGCCUGGAGUUCUGCGACAUCAUUCUGCUGUUAGACGGUCACCCACGGCCUGCACAUAAAGCCAUACUGGCAGCCCGGUCCAGUUACUUCGAGGCCAUGUUCCGCUCCUUCAUGCCUGAGGACGGUCAGGUGAAUAUUUCCAUCGGUGAGAUGGUCCCAAGUAAACAGGCCUUUGAGUCCAUGCUGCGUUACAUCUACUAUGGCGAUGUCAACAUGCCUCCAGAGGAUUCCCUCUAUCUGUUUGCUGCACCAUAUUACUAUGGGUUUUCCAAUAACAGGCUGCAGGCGUACUGCAAGCAGAAUCUGGAGAUGAAUGUCACUGUGGAGAAUGUCUUGCAGAUCCUGGAGGCUGCAGAUAAGACCCAGGCUCUGGACAUGAAGAAGCACUGCCUACACAUUAUUGUCCACCAGUUCAUCAAGGUAUCCAAGCUCCCCAACCUGCGGUCUCUCAGCCAGCUGCUGUUGUUGGACAUCAUUGAGUCUCUAGCUACGCACAUAUCAGACAAACAGUGUGCUGAGAUGGGCUCCGAUAUUUAGGAAGACUCUUUCCUCCUCUCACAGAAGCCAUAAAUCUGUGCUGCACCUACUUCUAGUCAUUCCCUCUUCUCAAACAUGCAGUAUUUUUUUUGUUGGACCUUGCAUGUCUCCAGCCCCAUACAGUAGAUGCCUUUGAUCCAUGCUGCAUCAACUUGUUUUUCCUCUCUGCAUCUCGGUGAGGAGAGAAAUCAAUGAAGGAACCUGAUCCAACAGUAGCUUAUUAGAAUAGUUAAAUGACGCAUAAAUCCCUUUUUUUUUUUUUUUUAAUUGUUUUGUUGGUCAUUUAUUUAUUUUGUACAGAAAUCUACUUUUUGCAAGGUUUAUCUUCUCAUUAUUUACUUUUGAAUUUUUGUAAUUUACUGUAUGCGUGUGUAGAUUUCAUACAUGUGUGUUUUCAGCUCAGCUCGGAUCUGCUCUCAGUAAUCUCUCAGAAUCACAUAAUCAAAGUGUACCAUUAAACUGAUCAUUUACUCAUCCAAGUCUGUAUUCACCACUUGUAUUAUUCUCAGCUGUGACACAAGGUUAAAUGUCCUGAAUCCAAAGCGUCAUAUGAAAAUAAUAAGAACGUAUGUCUGUGUCUGUGUUGUCAUUGUUAUACUAAUCACCUUAUACCAUUACUAACAGACACUCUCUUUGUCCGUGCAAUUUAGAAAUGUGUUUGUGACAUCAGUAUGCUGUUGUUAAAUAUUUAACCAUGUGGGUUUCACAUAUUUAAAGCCUUAAUAAACCUUCUCCUACAAAUUGA